Gossypium arboreum is the source of this 1399-nucleotide messenger RNA. RefSeq names its product probable indole-3-pyruvate monooxygenase YUCCA3. Lineage: Eukaryota; Viridiplantae; Streptophyta; Magnoliopsida; Malvales; Malvaceae. Bases 107 to 1399 code for a protein of 430 amino acids. The transcript has 3 exons. The record is from RefSeq and is a predicted model, not a curated record. Gene Ontology annotation, molecular function: N,N-dimethylaniline monooxygenase activity; flavin adenine dinucleotide binding; NADP binding.
CAUCAUUUCAAACGAAAUCCUUCAUUCUCUUCUCCAUCUUACAACAUACAUAUUCGAACCAGCUUCUUCCCUUCCCUACAAACUUCUUCAAUUCUUCUUUAUAUACAUGUCUAGCUGCUGCCUUAACAUGCCUAAUAUGUUUCCAACUUUAGCUUCUGAGGAUUUUUUGAGUAGCCGGUGCAUAUGGGUGAAUGGACCAGUGAUAGUUGGGGCAGGUCCCUCGGGUCUUGCCGUUGGAGCGGGGCUUAAAAACCAAGGUGUGCCAUUCAUAAUCCUUGAACGAGCAAACUGCAUUGCCUCCCUUUGGCAGAACAGAACUUAUGACCGUCUUAAGCUUCACCUUCCUAAACAAUUUUGCCAGCUACCCAACUUUCCAUUUCCUGAGGACUUCCCUGAAUACCCCACCAAAUAUCAGUUCAUAAGCUACCUUGAGUCCUACGCAAAACACUUUGAUAUAAACCCACAUUUCAAUGAGACAGUGCAGUCAGCCAACUACGAUGAAACAUUUGGUUUGUGGCGAGUCAAAACCAUCGCAACCGGCGGUCCAAACCCAAUCGGAGUCGAAUACAUUUGUCGAUGGCUUGUAGUAGCCACGGGAGAAAAUGCAGAGAAAGUUGUUCCAGAAUUUGAAGGCUUGCAAGAUUUUGGCGGCCAUGUUACACAUGCUUGUGACUAUAAAUCAGGUCAAAGUUACAGUGGAGAACGUGUUCUAGUUGUCGGAUGUGGCAAUUCGGGCAUGGAGGUCUCUCUUGACCUCUGUAAUCAUAAUGCAAAUCCAUCAAUGGUUGUUCGAAGCUCAGUUCAUGUCUUACCAAGGGAAGUUUUAGGCAAAUCAACUUUUGAAUUGGCAGUGUCGAUGAUGAAGUGGCUACCUCUUUGGCUUGUUGAUAAGAUACUGCUUAUUCUUGCGCAUUUGAUACUUGGAAAUACUGAAAAAUAUGGUCUGAAAAAGCCUUGUGUAGGACCUUUAGAGCUAAAAAACACUGCAGGGAAAACUCCCGUAUUGGACAUUGGUGCAUUCCAGAAGAUUAGAUCGGGUGAAAUCAAGAUUGUCCCUGGGAUCAAAAAGUUCUCCAGGGGCAGAGUUGAGCUUGUCAAUGGCGAAACUCUUGAGAUUGAGUCUGUUAUUCUUGCAACUGGGUAUCGUAGCAACGUUCCUUCAUGGCUAAAGGAAAAUGAGUUUUUUUCAUCAGAAGGAGUUCCAAAGAACCCUUUCCCUAACGGAUGGAAAGGGAAAGGAGGACUCUAUGCAGUAGGGUUCACAAGGAGAGGUCUUUCUGGUGCAUCAUUGGAUGCCAUCAGUGUAGCACAUGAUAUUGCCAAAAGCUGGAAAGAAGAAACAAAGCAGAAGAAAAAAUCCAUGGCUGCAAGGCAUAGGCGAUGCAUUUCACAUUUCUGA